Messenger RNA from Capsaspora owczarzaki ATCC 30864, 1253 nucleotides. Its product is annotated as thymidylate synthase. Gene Ontology annotation, biological process: dTMP biosynthetic process. Gene Ontology annotation, molecular function: thymidylate synthase activity. The transcript has 4 exons. The coding region runs from base 8 to 1150 and encodes 380 amino acids. The record is from RefSeq and is a predicted model, not a curated record. NCBI's taxonomy places the organism in Eukaryota, Filasterea, Ministeriida, Capsasporidae. Gene Ontology annotation, cellular component: cytosol; mitochondrion.
CUCGUCAAUGCCCAUCAGUGUCAGAGUCGGCUCGCCAUUGUCGUCACACUGCCUUGCUCGAGCUCGAUUGCUUCACUUGCCGCCAGUCGCGCGUCGCACUCUGGUCUCCAUCCCAACAACAACAGCAGCAACCACACCAGCAGCAACACGACCAUCCCGACAACCACCACCGCACGGCUGCACGUUCCCAAUCCGGCAGCCUUGCACUGCAGUUCAGUCCUCAGUCUCGGCGGCGCAAAUGUCAACCUCGGCCUCCGCACCUUCCACACCCGCUCCUUCCCGCCAUGAGGAGAUGCAGUACCUGGAUCUCAUCCGGGCGAUCAUUGAAAACGGCGACGAGCGGCUCGACCGCACCGGCACUGGCACGCGCAGCAUUUUCGGAGCCCAGAUGCGUUUUAGCUUGCGCGAUGGCGUCAUGCCUCUGCUGACGACCAAGCGCGUGUUCUGGCGUGGAGUGGCCGAGGAGCUGCUUUGGUUUGUGGCUGGCAACACGAAUGCGACAGCGCUCUCCGACAAGGACAUCCACAUUUGGGAUGCGAAUGGAUCGCGCGCCUUCCUCGAUGGACGCGGUCUCCAGCACCGUGAAGAAGGCGAUCUCGGCCCAGUCUACGGCUUCCAGUGGCGACAUUUCGGCGCGCCCUACACGACCAUGCACGCCGAUUACGAAGGAAAAGGUGUGGACCAGCUGAAGCAUGUCAUCGAGACAAUCAAGACCAACCCGAACGACCGAAGGCUCAUCAUUAGCGCCUGGAAUCCUGUUGACAUUCCCAAUAUGGCCCUUCCUCCAUGCCAUAUGAUGUGUCAAUUCCACGUCAGCAGCAAGAAGGAGCUGUCAUGCCUCAUGUACCAGCGAUCUGCCGACAUGGGUCUCGGUGUUCCGUUUAACAUUGCCUCGUAUGCGCUUCUCACCAUCAUGGUUGCUGAAGUCACGGGCUUGACUCCAGGCGAACUCGUUCAUACCAUUGGAGACGCGCACGUGUACCUAAAUCACAUUGAUCCCUUGAAGGAGCAGCUGAAACGCGAGCCGCGCCCAUUCCCGACCUUCAAGCUGAACAGGAAGGUCACCGAAAUUGACGAUUUUCGUUUUGAGGACUUUGUCAUCACUGGCUACAAUCCACACGCCAAAAUUGAAAUGGACAUGGCCGUGUAGCAGCCGAAAGGGGAACGAAAAGCUCGGAUUGCUUCGUUGCAGCAAACAAGACCGUGUGACAUGUGUGUAUUAAAAAAAAAAAAAAGUAAAUGUUAUGCUGUCA